UCUCUCUCUCUCUCUCUCUCUCCAACGAAGUUUUCAUAUUUGCAGUAGGCUUGGCUAUAUGGCCAAUCUGUUUCAAUUUGAUGUGAUGACACACCGAAGCUACGUUCAUGUAGGCCUAACGGCAUAUAAAUAAAUUCCACUUUUUCAGGUCAUAAAAGUUACAUGCCUAUGAUAACGCUUUACAGUUGUCCAAUAUGAUCAAUCUUUCAAUUGUUUUUAUGUGACGCGCUGAAGCUACAUGCAUUGUCUUGCUCCGUUUAAAAUGUUUCUGCGUAAUUGUCAGCUGUGUGAUAAAAUCCGUUCAUAUUGCACUUUUUAUGGCUUCAAUUUGUGUUUUAUGUGACACACCGAUGCUGGUUUCAUGCAGUUUUGCGCAAGUUUAAAAUGUUUAGCCAACAAAUUGUCAGCUAUGAUGAAGUUCAACUUUUCAUGUCAUGAAAUUACAAUGUUUAUGAUAAGACUGGCUACGCCACUGCUUAUGACUGUGUUUGGUAGGCCUGCUGUUCUCUACCCCGCUCUUUUCUGCCCUCUAUUGGAUAACCUGGUCUGCCUGCAUAGAGAAGCGCACUUUGACGAGACAGGUCAUGACAUUUGAAACAGCGGCGCUCCAAAUGUAAGAGAAUAACCUCUGAUAGACCGUUACUUCAGCGCAAGCACAAAACAGGCUACUUUAUGGGUUAAGUAGCAUAUCAACUGGUAGGCCUAUUUACGCUAGAAAGUUUCGCCACUGCCCAAACUACCACACCAACUACCAACUUAUGUCUUGACCAGACGCCAGAUGGCAUCAUGACAUGCAAUUGAUAAGGGAACUGAAAGUGUCCCCCUCCCUUAAUAGAGUUGCUCUUCGCCAGAAUUCUGACCGAAAGAGGAAAAGGAACGCGUCGCAAUGGAUAAAUUCAAGGUUGUGAUGAACUUGCUCCAAAAACGUCAAACGACCAUUGGAUUCGGUGCGAUUCCGUUACUGACGGCGGGUGCGGAGCAUGCUUUUUCAAAUUUUGCCUUCAGGUGUCCAUGUAGCGAGUGGAACUUUCUCUAUGGGACGGUGUCUCUUCUUGUGCCGGCCACGGCUUUGCUUAUACUUGGCUACAUGUUAAGCAACAAAACGUGGAAGCUUUUCACAGGUUUGUGUCUGAAGAAGUCUAAACUUUUUCGUUUCAAAUAUUUGUGCGGCUGUUUUACUGUUUUUACUCAGAUCACAAUGACCGCUAUGGUGGCGCCUGUCUCCUGGAUCGCAAUAGCGCUUCUUAACGGCGUUUAUUUUGAAUGUAUAGUGACGGGCACUAAUAUCACUCAAUUGAAGAGCUUUCUGUGCAGUGACAAAUCAGAUAGUUGCAAGACAGAGCUCUAUAGAUUGCCGUGUAAGACAUCGAUCCCGUCGGCGGACAGAGAAGCUGUCCUUACAACCAUACGCGCACAGUCUCAGAUCCUAGGCUGGUUGGUGAUAGCCUCCAUCAUGCUCUUCUCCCUGCUGUUCACCUGUAUGGCCAGGUGCAACUCUCCAGUGAGCUACCUGCAGCUCAAGUUCUGGAAGACCUACUCUCAGAAGGAGAACAACUUCUUUGACAAGUAUGCCACGGAACACGCCGAGAAGCUUGCCGAGAGGAACAUCAAGAGUUUCUUUGAACUGAGCACGCCGGCACCUCAGCCAACUCCUCCAAAGAUUGCCUGGGAAAAGGUCUCCAGCUUCUACAAGUUCAGGACCAUGGAUAAGUAUUACAGCACCGUGCAUAAGUAUGUGGAGACAUGCAGGAACCCUGAGAACCCCAUGAGAGUCCUGUCAACAAAAUCAGGUGAGGGGGAUCUUGUCAACCCAGCGGCCCUGGCAUUUCUGGACGAGGGCAUGAUGCUGUGAGAGAGUCAGAUCCUACAGGUUGACAAUGUUUUCCUCAAGUGCACUCUAUUUCAAAGUGAUUUUUUUAAAGAAUGUUAGUACAUUUUUGAAGACUUUUAGAAGGAUUUAAAGAUUUUUUUAUUUAUUUGAUACAUGAUAAUUCAAGUUUUGUGUGCUUUAACCCAUUUACUCCUAAAAUGCCUGCUAAAAAACGCCUAUAGAAUCCUAUGGCAUUCUAGACUAAAUAACCUUAUUUCCUGAGUGUUUUCUGAAAACAUACUAAAAAUUGUCAACGUCUACCAAAAUGUAAUAUCUAAGCCUCUGUAGCACCUAGAAACAUGAAAUAAAAAGCAUGCUGCGCUACGCAGCAUCCAGCGGGAGGGUCAAUGUUGCGUCAUGCAGCAUCCAGCGCGAAUGGGUUAAAAUGAUGACAGAGUUUUUUUUCUUCAGUGAUCAUGCCAUUGUAUUUUUGCCUCAAAUAAUUAAGCUCAGGUUUAUUAUGCAACGUGUCAGUUUGGGUAAUGAAUAUAAAGUUUAUAAAGACAUACCAAGUUUGUGCCUCAUGUGCUUUCAUGGAAACUAUUUGUACAGCAUAAAACAUUCAUUGUUCUAUCUGCUACAAAAUCCUGCUGUUUCUCUGUAUCUCUGGUCUGAUGUUCUCUUGUAUUCUCUUCACUUCCGCUUGACUUCCCGUCUCUUCUGCUGUGGUCUGUGGUGGGUUUCAGCCCUCACAUCCUAUAGGCUUAGGCUACUAUGUAUGCAGUGAGAAAUACAUGUGAGGCUUAACAUGUGCAUUAAAACACAGCAUUGAAAAAUUGUACAAUGUGAACUUGAAUGAAAUUUGGCCAGUAGCCUAUAUGUGCAAAAAUGUUAGCCUAUGCGGAUACUCAUGUGAGCAGUAUUUCCGAUGUUCUAAGUGAUUGUUUUUCUCGGUUGUCAACUCAGUUUCAGUUCCAAUUCCACGGAACUUCCCCUGUGAGUAUAAAGGCAACCAUAUUCAAAAAGAUUUUAUAAGUGGGACAAGUGUGUGUGAUGUGAUGUAUCACAAUAAAUGCUGAACAGUGAUCAA
Alosa sapidissima (American shad) is the source of this 2900-nucleotide messenger RNA. It is a transcript of the gene calhm6, whose product is annotated as calcium homeostasis modulator family member 6. The transcript is spliced from 2 exons. Gene Ontology annotation, molecular function: monoatomic cation channel activity. NCBI's taxonomy places the organism in Eukaryota, Metazoa, Chordata, Actinopteri, Clupeiformes, Clupeidae. The record is from RefSeq and is a predicted model, not a curated record. The coding region runs from base 887 to 1852 and encodes 321 amino acids.